AUGCUGGAGAUGAGUGGCGCCGAUGUUGCAGCAGAGGCUGCCGACGUCACCACUCGUACGCAGGGCAGAGUUGACAACCUGGAGAGCAAAGUUUCAGGCCUGCCGGACGAGGUAGAGCAGCUGGCUGGGCUGCUUCGAGCCGCCCUCGGAAAGUUAGAGAAGGAGGGAGAGUCCGGCGGCGCUGGGGUGGGCGCCGUCGUUACGGGCGCUGCGCCCACCCGCGGUACCCAGGAGGGGGCGCCGCAAAACGAGGGAAUCACGCCGCCCUCAGACCCGGCGGUUGGGCCGGGUGGCGGACGUGACAGGGGAUCGCUCCCCAAAGGUGAGACAACCGAGACAUAUGGCGGUGGUAUUGGUGGUUUCGGCGGACUCGUCGGAGAAGGAGACGGUUUUCACCAGAACCCGUAUAGCAAAAUGCGUGUGUCAGUGCACGCGCCGCGUCUCGAAGAUAGCCAGGGAUAUUACUCGUGGAGGAGGGCCUUUAUCCAGGCUGCUAAAACGGUAGACAUGGACGGCCAGUUCGUAGGGGCCACGGAACGCCAGUCGGACGUCGGGGACAUGAAUAAACCCAAAGCUACGUUGCUGGCAGAGGGGAACUCCGAGGCGCAGAUCCACCGCAGCCUCCAAGCUUUCCACUUUCUGUCCUCGGCCCUGGUGAGGGAGCCAGACAAGGCCGUCUUCGAGAGAUGUGUGACGCCGAAGCAGGCGUUGGAUGAACUCGACAAGGUGCACAACCCGGAAUCGCAGGUCGCCACACAGGAGUUGCUCAGCAAGUUUCAGAACUUCGCAAUGCCGGCCGACAAAAACCCGACCGAAUCGCUUGUCGCCAUGGAGCAACUCGCAAGUCGUCCGAACGAGAGGGGGGUCAAAGUCGGGGCUUCUUACGUGCUGUCGCUCUUUCUUUCGGCCCUACCGGCCGAGUAAGACCAUGCCAAAUUGACUCUGCAGUCCGCCCCGACUCUGGACCGGGGGGAGGUCAUCAGAGUGGUGGGCUCCCAG
Molecule: messenger RNA, 999 nt
Organism: Ectocarpus sp. CCAP 1310/34
Lineage: Eukaryota; Phaeophyceae; Ectocarpales; Ectocarpaceae
Source: the annotation of a GenBank genome assembly